GUGGCGGCAUGGCGGGGAUGCUUAGAGAGGUGUGCGGUGCGGCCGCGUCGGGGCUGCGGGUCCGCUUUGGGCCCAGUCCUACAGGUUUCCUGCACCUGGGCGGCCUUCGCACCGCGCUGUACAAUUACGUCUUUGCCAAACAGCAGCGGGGGACCUUCGUACUGAGAGUGGAGGACACAGACCAAGGCCGGGUGGUGGCCGGGGCCGCCGAGAGCAUAGAGGACAUGCUGCACUGGGCAGGCAUUCCCCCUGAUGAGAGCCCUCGGCGUGGUGGUCCCUUCGGCCCCUACCAGCAGUCCCUCAGGCUCGACCUCUACAGGGCUGCCAGCGAAGCACUGCUGGACCGUGGCGCUGCAUACCGCUGCUUCUGCACCCCACAGCGCCUGGAGCUGCUGAGGAAGGAGGCCCUGCGCAACCAGCAGACCCCGCGAUAUGACAACCGGUGCCGGCACCUGACACCCAAGGAGGUGGCUGAGAAGCUGGCACAGGGCCUGGACUGGGUCGUGCGCUUUCGACUGGAGCGGGGUGUGGAGCCCUUCCAGGACCUGGUCUAUGGCUGGAACAAGCACGAGGUGGCGGAGGUGGAGGGUGACCCGGUGAUCCUCAAGGCAGAUGGCUUCCCCACGUACCACCUGGCCAACGUGGUGGAUGACCACCAUAUGGGCAUCAGCCACGUCCUGCGUGGGACUGAGUGGCUUACUUCAACAUCCAAGCACCUCCUCCUCUACAAAGCCUUUGGCUGGGAUCCCCCGCAGUUUGGGCACCUUCCACUGCUUCUGAACAAGGAUGGCAGUAAGCUGUCCAAGAGGCAGGGGGACAUCUUCCUGGAGCGCUUUGCCCAGGAGGGCUACCUACCCGAGGCUCUGCUGGACAUGAUAACCAACUGCGGCUCUGGGUUUGCAGAGAAACAGAUGGGGAGGACUUUGGAGGAGCUGAUCUCGCAGUUUGAAAUAGGCAGAAUUACAACCCAUUCUGCAUUACUGGAUCUUGAGAAACUCCCAGAAUUCAACAGGAUGCACCUCACUCGCCAUAUUGAGAAUGAAGGGCUACGGCAGAAGCUAAUUCAAGAGCUGCAGUUGCUGGUGGAGGACGUCUAUGGGGAUCAAGAAGUGGAUAAAGAGGUUCUGGAAAAGGAGUACGUGGAGCAAGUCCUCCUGCUGAGAAAAGGCCACAUAAGCCAUCUGAAGGACCUGGUGUCGGACAACUAUUCCUACUUGUGGGUUAGGCCCUCGGUGUCCCGAGAGCAGCUACAGAUGAUUUCUGCAGAAGUAGAUGAAAUAGGAAAACUAGUCCUAGGGCUUAUGACAAAGCCAGCAGCUGUUUGGACCAUCGAGGAGUUGAACAAAGACCUCAGAAGUCUCCAGAAGCAGACCAGAGAGACCAAGUACAGCAGCAUGAUGAAGCUCCUCCGCCUGGCUCUCAGUGGGCAGCAGCAUGGACCGAGCGUUGCUGAGAUGAUGGUGACAUUGGGCCCCAGAGAAGUGUGUGGAAGGAUCAGCAAAGUGCUAUCCAGCUAAUGUGAGACCCACGGCACAGAGCCGGACUUCUUGGUGACGCUGUGAUUAUCUCCAAUCAGAUGUGCUGGGCUUUGGGCCACGCAGGUGUCUGUGUCUGUACACUCAGCUUGAGGCAGUCUGUGUGGGAGAGGAACUGCAUACAGAGGGAGGUCUGUCCUUGUGCUGUCACCCUGUGGAAAUAGCCAAGCGUUCCGCCUGGGAUCCAGAGACUUCUAUCAGCAGUUCAUGCUCGCAGUUGGAAGGCAGUGCUGUGCCAGCUGCCCACCUUGCUCCAGGCACUGCCCUACAGCUAGAGGAGCCUGGCCAGCACCAGAGCAGUGUAAGGGGGGUGGGGGGUGAGCAGCUGCUACCUGCUGCUGUGGAGAAAGGACUUAAACUCGCUGCCGUGUGCGUGGUUCAGCUGAAAUGUGGAACUCAGCCAAUCGGAGGGCCGGGCUUUAAGUGUUAAAUCGCUCUGGUGACAACUGUCACCAAAACCA
Gallus gallus (chicken) is the source of this 1996-nucleotide messenger RNA. It is a transcript of the gene EARS2, whose product is annotated as glutamyl-tRNA synthetase 2, mitochondrial. NCBI's taxonomy places the organism in Eukaryota, Metazoa, Chordata, Aves, Galliformes, Phasianidae. Gene Ontology annotation, biological process: glutamyl-tRNA aminoacylation. The transcript is spliced from 9 exons. Bases 9 to 1517 code for a protein of 502 amino acids. The record is from RefSeq and is marked provisional. Gene Ontology annotation, molecular function: ATP binding; glutamate-tRNA ligase activity; tRNA binding.